AAGAGAUGAAGUGGCACAACAGAGAAUUGUUGAAACUGUCUUUUUAUUUCAUUUCAGCUACAGUCUGAUAAUAAAAGAGGAAACGUGGCCUCCAGGAGAAAACGCCACCAGCAGACACAGAGAUUCAUAGUCCCGGAUCAGAUGAAAGUGGAAACAGUUUGAGCCGAAGUCGAGAGGAGGGAAGUCAGAAGUGUCUGUUCAUGAUCUAAAGAAGAGUUCAAACUCAUGGAGGUCUUGGAGUUCUGACAGGAAGAUGAAGACAGUGGUGGUGUUUGUGAUCCUGGUUCAUGUUUCCCAGCAUGCUCCGGCAGGUGUGGUGCAGGUGAAUGAGGGGGCGGAGUCUGUCCUGAUACCCUGUCAGUACUUAGGUUUUCUACCUGAGAACCCCACAGUGAUUUGGACCAGGAACGAUCUCAGUCCCAAAUUAAUCCACAAACAACAAAAAACAGGUGAAGUUGAAGGUCAGAACCAGGUUUACAGGGGGAGGACAUCGAUGACGUCUGAUGCUCUGGUCACUGGAGACUUCAGCCUCACUCUGAGAAAACCCCACCUGUCUGACAGCGGCUACUACACCUGCUCCAUCACUGAUGGAAGACAAGAACUGAGAGUGACAGACGUACAUCUACAGGUCAAAGACCAGCAGGUGGAGGUGGAGGUGCAGGAAGGGGCGGAGUCUGUCAUCCUACCAUGUAAAACAAACACUGACCUGCCUGAGGACACCACAGUGGAGUGGACUCGCUCUGAACCAGACCUCAUCAUGGUCCAUGUGUAUCGAGAUGGAACAAACCAACUCAAUAAACAGGACAAGUUUUACAAAGACAGAACACAGAUGAAUGAAGACCUGCUGGAAACUGGAGACCUCAGUCUGACCCUGAAAUACCCCACAGAGAGAGACUCUGGAUCAUACAUCUGCACCGUCUACAGAGGCCAAGACAUCCUGACAGAGAAAGUAGUGCUGCACCACCUAAAAGAUCCGUUUCCAACCUGGGCUAAAGUUCUUGUGGUUCUCCUUGUUCUUCUGGUGGUUCUUGUUAUUGUUGGGGGUCUUUUGUUUCAUUUUCGACACUACUUCAUGUCAGAAUACCAGGUGGAGGUGGAUCCAGGGGUGGAGUCUGUCCAGCUGCCCUGCAAAACCAUAACUCGCCUUCCUAAAGACGCUAGAGUGGUGUGGACGGAUGUUGAGGAUUAUGUGGUCCAUGUGUACGAGAACGGCUCUGACCAUCCUGAAGAACAGGACCAGAUUUAUAGAAACAGAACAAAGAUGAAGAGAAACCUGAAAAUUGGAGACCUCAGUCUGACCCUGAAAUACCCCACAGAUGUAGACACCAACACCUACACCUGUAGAGUCUACGACAAGAAGGGAGAGAUACUGAUGGAGAAACAAGUGAAGCUCAGUGUCACAGUCCUCCAGGUGGAGAUGUAUUCAGGGGUGGAGUCUGUCCAGCUGCCCUUCAAAACCAUAACUCGCCUUCCUAAAGACGCUAGAGUGGUGUGGACGGAUGUUGAGGAUUAUGUAGUCCAUGUGUAUGAGAACGGCUCUGACCGUCCUGAAGAACAGAACCAGAUUUAUAGAAACAAAACGAAGAUGAAUGAAGACCUGCUGAGAACUGGAGACCUCAGUCUGACCCUGAAAUACCCCACAGAUGAAGACACCAACACCUACACCUGUAGAGUCUACGACAAGAAGGGAAAGAGACUGAUGGAGAAACAAGUGAAGCUCAGUGUCACAGUCCUCCAGGUGGAGAUGUAUUCAGGGGUGGAGUCUGUCCGGCUGCCCUGCAAAACCAUAACUCGCCUUCCUAAAGACGCUAGAGUGGUGUGGACGGAUGUUGAGGAUUAUGUAGUCCAUGUGUACGAGAACGGCUCUGAUCGUCCUGAAGAACAGGACCAGAUUUAUAGAAACAAAACGAAGAUGAAUGAAGACCUGCUGAGAACUGGAGACCUCAGUCUGACCCUGAAAUACCCCAUAGAUGUAGACACCAACAUCUACACCUGUAGAGUCUACGACAAGAAGGGAGAGAUACUGAUGGAGAAACAAGUGAAGCUCAGUGUCACAGACUUCCAGCUGGUGAAGGUGGAUUCAGGGGUGGAGUCUGUCCAGCUGCCCUUCAGAACCGCAGAGCUGCCUGGAGACGCUACAGUGGAGUGGAUCGACAGAGACAACAGCAUGGUCCAUGUGUAUGAGAACGGCUCUGACCAUCAUGAAAAGCAGAACCAGAUUUAUAGAAACAGAACGAAGAUGAAUGAAGACCUGCUGGAAACUGGAGACCUCAGUCUGACCCUGAAAUACCCCACAGAGAUAGACACUAAGACCUACACCUGUAGAGUCUAUGACAAGGAGGGAAACAUCCUGAGACGGAAGGAAGUAGUGCUCAGAGUGAAAGGCAGAGUUCAGGUCCAGCAUGAAACGUCUCCUCUGAUGGCUGAAGAGUCAGUUUGAUCAGGUUGUUGAUCUUUGAUCAUUGAUCAGGAUCAGUGUGGAUCAACAUGUUGUCCUCGUUGCUCUUAGACUAUAGAUCAGGAAAGCUGAGCUCCAAAUAUUUGUCCCUAUCAGCUGAACUCUUUCUUCUUCUUUCAUAUAACUCUCUGUAGAUGUCCACUGUGUCCAGAUGAUUUCAUUGCUCCCUCACAUCUUCCACUCCGUCUGGAUCUCUCCCUGCGUCCAUCUGAAUAGUUGUUUCACCUUCAUUUCCUCAAUAGAAUGACUGCUACUCCUUAAUUCUCAUUCUUCCUCUGGUUAUUAUUAUUUUUUUUAUCGUUUUUGCUCUGAUAAGUACAAGUGUGAGGAGUUGGUGUGUUUCUAUGGUGCAUCGUCUAGGUGGUGCUGUUGUUUCAUGCACACAGAUAAAGUGGUUAUCAGUUAAACAGUUAAAAACAAGGAAAGUAAAAGUAAAAUUUGUUGAAUACAGAAUAAAAUGUUUUAACUUGUUUAAAAUAAUAUUGUGUGAUUUCCCCAACCUCCAUGUGAUGUUAUUUGCGACUCAAGUUUUCUUUUUUUCCUUCCAGAGGUCCACCCACUCCACCCAGAAGGAAGUUAAGUCUUUGUAGAUGUUUCAUUGAUGUUGUUGUAUUUUCCAUUUUCUUACUUUUCCUUCAGUUUUUCUAAUUACUAUUUUCUGACUGUGACUCUGUGACUUUUGGAUUUACUACAUUUACAGUUAUACCGUCCAGGCUAUGAGAGUUAUGCCUCACCUGAUUCAGAGAACUGACCACACAGUUAUGAGGUUGAGAGUCUUGUGACAUUUCCCUCUGCUCUGGUUUGAAACUCAAAAGGUCACCGGGCUCCUAGAGUCAGAGACAUUGCUGUUUAUCUCAGAUAAAGUCCAGUCAAACCUCAUGUCAUUGAUCUCUGUGUGAAUUAUAAAUCCCCUUUUAUUUAAACUUGGACUCUUAUGUAUUCAGAUGAAAGCAAAACAACAAUAACAAAAUCAGACCAUCUUCGGGUCCAUUGUACUUUGUGUAUUUGCCAGUAUUUUUAUCCUUUUAUUCUAUUUUGCCUUCGUAACCUACAUUUUUGCUCUUGCUAUUUUUGCCGCUCUCUCUGCUGGACAUAUAAAGGUUUUCUUAAUCUUAAUGAAAAGAAAGAGGUAAAAUAAAUUAGUGUUUCAAAACACACUGUGUCAAUGCUGUGAGGAAAGAACAGUGUCAUUUGAUCCUGAUUCAUCCUUUCACUGUGUCUGAAUCAUUAUAUCCAGGGGUGGAUACUGGGCAUCAUUCCGGUGGGUCCGCUAUGUUUUUUUAUUAUUAUUAUUUUGACAUGGCCUAUCAGAUGGUCAAUGUGCUGUAGUGAAAGCUUCUUUUUUAAUUCCCCCCAAUUGGUCCGGUCAGGUAGCCACUCAUUAUUGGCUACAGAGGGCUAGCAGUGUGUUGCAAGCGGCCAUCGACAUAUAUCAUUGGUCUAUUGUUUGUCAGUGUUGUCAGUCAGUCAUCAACAUUUUCACAUAUUUUUAUUUUUUUUUCCAAAAUGCAUUAUUUGUAUGUAUAUCCCACAGCAUUAGGGCCAUACUUAAGUAUCAGGAAAAACACAUUUCCCCAUCCCAGGCAUUAGUUUUCAAUUUCAAGCUACUCCAGGUCUGUUCUCCUCAACUUUUAUUGGUCUCUGUGAGCUAGAGGAUAACAUCUAUGUGCUUGAAUACUGAGGAGCUGGCAUUGAGUUUUCAUUCUUUGUGUCUACAAACACUGGACAUGUUCGCUCCCUUAAAGAGCCGACGCACCAAACCUGUGCCCGAACCCUGGCUGAAUGACGUCACUCGUGCUACCAGACAAGAGUGCAGGAGAGCGGAGCUUAAGUGGUAUUGUUAAAGAGAGCCUGUUUUGCUAUUAGAAGAUUGUAAAAGCUGAGAAAAGUAAAUAUCUUUCCGAAAUAAUUGCUUCUAAUUGUAACAACCCCAGUGCUCUGUUCAAAACCAUAAUUACUGUCCUCGAUGCUCCCAAGUUUAUUGGUUUUGAUACCUCCACUCAAAUCUGUGAAAGAUUUCUCAACUUCUUCACUGAUAAGAUUGUGUCUACAAGAGCCUGUAUCUCUCAGCCCUCCUAUGACCCUUCGAGUCCUCUGCCUUGCACAUCUGUAUUUGCUCAGUUUGGGCCGGUGUCCCUCUCCAGUCAAUAGUAGCCUCUCUUCUGUUAUAGUACCUGGGGAUUUUAAACGUGCAGUGGUAAGACCCCUACUUAAAACAACCGGCCUUGACCCCUCUUUCUGUUCCAACUUCUGGCCUAUCUCUAAUCUUUCAUACAUUUCCAAAAUUUAAGAGAAUGUUGUCUACAAUCAGCUGUUACCAUUCUUAGAAGAUAAUGGCAUCACUGAGCUUUUCCAGUCAGGGUUCAAAGCCCUCCAUAGCACAGAGUCAGCACAGCAAAGUUUCAAAUGAUAUGCUUCUGUCAACAGACUCAGGAAAGUUUGUUGUCCUGUGCUUUUAGAUUUGUCUGCUGCAUUUGACACUGUUGAUCACAGCAUUUUGAUCUCUCGUCUCGAGCACUGUGUGGGCAUCAAGGGUGUUGCCCUUGACUGAUUCCGGUCAUACUUAACUGACAGAAGCUUCUGUGUAAAACUUGACAACUUGACCCUCUUUUAUUUGCUCUUUACUUACUCCCCCUCAGUUCUGUUUUUAGGAAACAAAUUAUUUCAUUUCAUUUUUAUGCCGAUGACUGCCAGAUCUACCUUCCAUUGGCACAAAACAAUGCCCGCUCAGUCCAAUCACUCAUAGACUGUCUUGACGACAUUAAAGCUUGGCUCUCAUUAAAUUUUCUUAGUCUUAAUGAGAACAAAACUGAAUUAAUGAUAUUCGGACCAAGUUGUUAUUCUCCCCCAAUGUUGACCUUGGCUCUCUGUCAUUGUAUAUCAAGGACUGUGUCACUAAUCUGGGGGUCAAGUUUGAUUCUGAUUUUAAAUUUGAGAAACAGAUCAGUGGUGUAGUACAAAAAAGCUUUUAUAAAUUGCAUCAAAUAGCAAAGGUGAAACCCAUUUUAUCAAGACCUGACUUGGAGAAAUUAAUCCGUGCUUUUAUUACGACUCAUCUUGAUUACUGCAAUUCUUUGUACAUAGGGAUCAGCCAGGCUUCCCUCGCCCGUCUGCAGCUUGUGCAGAACUCUGCUGCAUGCCUGCUAACCCAGACCCGCAGACACGAGCACAUCACUCCUAUCUUGGCGUCCCUACACUGCCCCCUGUGUACCACAGAAUCAAUUUUAAACUUUUGUUAUUUGUUUUUAAAUGCUUGAACAACCUUGCUCCACCACAUUUUUCUGAUUUGCUUCAGCCGUACUGCCCAUACCGAUCCCUAAGAUCAGCCGACCAGCUGUUGCUGACAGUCCCUAAAACAAGACUGAAGCUCAGAGGUGACGGAGCAUUUGCCGUUACUGCACCCAAGCUUUGGAAUGACCUCCCUUUAAAUGUCAGACAGGCCUCCUCGCUUCCUGUUUUUAAAUCUAAUCUCUCUUCUAAAAACGCACUUUUACUCCCUCGCCUUUAACUUACUUUAAUGUUUGUCUGUCAUUGGCUAAAAAGCCCUUGCAGUGAGCUUGUUUGUUCCUUUAUUCUGUUUUCUUUGCUUGUUUUGUUUGUCUAUUUUUGAAGUGACUUUGUGUUUGUGUUUUUUAUGCCUUUUAUCUUAAUCUUAAACCUAUUUUAUGUCCUAAUGUAAAGC
Messenger RNA from Mugil cephalus (flathead mullet), 6140 nucleotides. RefSeq lists its product as uncharacterized. The coding region runs from base 254 to 2440 and encodes 728 amino acids. Lineage: Eukaryota; Metazoa; Chordata; Actinopteri; Mugiliformes; Mugilidae. The transcript has 10 exons. The record is from RefSeq and is a predicted model, not a curated record.